UCUCCAAUUCCCAGUGAUGAAAAGGUGAUUUGCUGUGAGAUGACAACAUGAAGCUUCAUGCAGAAUAGUCAAUCUGCAGCUCUACUUGGCGCAGCUGCUUUGCUUCAGUCUGUCCUCAAGGGACAGCUGCCCCCCGCGUCAUGGGAAAUGACGCAUCCACUGGGAGAAGUUCGAAAGGGCCGAGGAGUGGCAAGCUCCUGGUCGCCGGAUGGCAAAAGAGAAAACUACCGACGCAGCUCUUCGGCGUGGUUCGCCACGCCGAGCGCGCGGAUGGCGUCUUCGCCUUUUGGGAGGGUGGCCGGUGGUCGAGCUCAGAGGACGGCCGCAGGUUUCCUUUGGAUCCACCUUUGAGCGAUUCAGGCCUGGAACAGGCAAAGAGUUUAGGUGCCUGGAUCGAUGAUUAUGCUCAGAAGAAGGACUCCAAGUUCCACGUGGUCGUUUGCUCACCCUAUUCGCGGUGUGUACAGACUGCCGUGGGGAUUUGCAAUCGUUUAGGCCCCAACGUGAAGAUGCUCAUAGACCUUUCUUUGGGAGAAGUCUAUGGCCCUUCAGUGAUGGGAGAGGCCGAGCCUCGAUCACACUUGCGUGCCUUUUCUGUGGCAGCGGAAUAUUGCCGAGCCAACCAAAUCAACGUGGUCCGCCGGGUCGUCGGCGAAGCACCGGCUUGGCCCGAAACACUGCAAGACGCGCGUCGUCGAUUCGCGUUGCGAUUCUUGCAAUACCUUCAGCGAGGGGUGACGGCCAAGCGGAACUUUUUGAUCGUCACCCACGGCGACUGCAUUGGAUCGGUGAUGGGAAUCAUGCCCGACCAGCAGGAUGUGAUGGUUGAGAAGGUGGACUAUGGCGCCAUGAUCCUUGGCAGCAGCCAAGCGCAGCACGACCUGCGGCCGCCUGCGCCCAGCUCCAAGGCUAUGGCUUCAGUCCUACCGCUUUCACCGCAGGAGGAAGAGAUGGUUUCAGGUAGAGACGAAUUUAGUCACUUUCAGGAUCGGCUCCAGAGUGUGGAGGAAGCUUUGGAGGAGAUGGAAUCUCUUCAGGAGCUGCAAGCUGACAAAUGGGCCAUGCCCGUAGACUCUACCACUCGCAGCGACGAGCAGUCCCACGUGGCCAAGCUCACUCAGAAGGCUAUGACUGGCUGGCAAUGUGAGACCAUGAACAUCACCACCAGAUCAAAGAAAAGUUCUAAGAGUACCAAGCUUGUGAAGCGGCUGAAUGCCUUGGUAGAGUCUGGCCCCUUCUCGAUGCAGAAAAUCGAGAAGUUGUUGGGCGCCAUUCCACAGACUCCGCUGGGUGACAGCACGCCAUACAGCUCCACUCCUUUAGCAGCCAACUACAGCGGCACGCUGACCAUUCAGUCGGGGCUUUCCGCGUCCACCUAUCUCUUUGGACAGAGUGAGGUGGACUCUGAGGACUUUGGUUCUGGCCUUUGUUCUCCUUCCGAGGGUGAUGGUCGACGUGUGUUGAGCUCGAACCUGGACAUCAAGACCAGAGAUCGGCCUCAUCCCAACUAUCGCUCGGCUUCUGCAGCGGAGAAGCUGUCCAUGAAGCACUACACCUCACCGUUGGAAGGGGUCUUGGAGCUGGAAGAGAGGGAAAAUAGCCUCAGAGGCCAACAGGUAGAACCUCCACAGAAGUGGUGGCCAUUAGACGCAGAGGGCAGUCCAAGCAGCGGAGGCUCUAGAGGCUCCACAGGCUCCAAAAAGAAAGCAGAAAGCCGUGUGAGCUUGAUGAGCAGCAACAGCCUUCUCAACAUGGUGAACGAGGCGGAGGAAGAGUCUGACAUCAUCAACAAGCCCAAGGAGGAGAGCAAUGGAAAGAGCACCGUGCUGAAGUGCGGAAUAGGUGGCGCUGGCUUGACGCUCCGGGAGAGUCCGUCCGAUGCCAACGCCAGCCCCGCAGGUGACAGGUUCUCUACAGCCAGCUGCAAGACUGCGGAGCCUUUGGAGAAACCCAAGCUAGCUGCUCCUGUAGGAGCCUCGAGCCUCCUGGCACGGCGGCGCGCCAGUCUAAAUCUGAAACCUUUGGGCGAGUGAGAGAUGCUCCAGUUCAAGAGGAGAAGGAAGUCUCAUGGGAGCAGCCUGGUCACUUGGGAAUGUUUGAAGGAAGUCUCAUGAACAUGC
Durusdinium trenchii is the source of this 2120-nucleotide messenger RNA. The record is from the annotation of a GenBank genome assembly. Lineage: Eukaryota; Dinophyceae; Suessiales; Symbiodiniaceae.